Zychaea mexicana is the source of this 957-nucleotide messenger RNA. Its product is annotated as NUDIX hydrolase domain-like protein. Lineage: Eukaryota; Fungi; Mucoromycota; Mucoromycetes; Mucorales; Lichtheimiaceae. The record is from RefSeq and is a predicted model, not a curated record. Gene Ontology annotation, molecular function: 8-oxo-7,8-dihydrodeoxyguanosine triphosphate pyrophosphatase activity. Gene Ontology annotation, cellular component: cytosol. Bases 335 to 793 code for a protein of 152 amino acids. The transcript is spliced from 2 exons. Gene Ontology annotation, biological process: dGTP catabolic process.
AUCCUAUCAUUUUUGCCAAGGCAUCAAUUGAAUACAGAAGAAGGAAGGAAGGAGGGAAUGCAUAUGACAGAUCGAAGGAAGGAUAUACCAUGGGAAGGGGCAGAAAAUCCAGUCAUCUCGUAUUACUCGUAUACGUUGUAUGUGCACACACUAUUUUUGUAAGUACGAUCGGAUUCUGUUGCUAUGUCCUACGCAUUAACUGGAAUGUACUUUAUAGCGCCUUCGCCUGUCAAACCGUUUCUACCGCACCGCUGAGCUUUUCGGCGAUAGCAGUGCUCAAAAUCCCAGCUUCCACGCACCCUUUAAUAGUUUUUCGGCAAACAGUAACUCUAGUAUGAGUUCCUCUUCUACUGUUCGCGUCGGCGUUGGCUGUUUCGUCAAAUGCGUCAUUGACAACAAUGUCAAGAUUCUAAUAGGAACACGGAAAGGAUCGCAUGGAGCUGGAGCAUGGCAACUGCCAGGAGGUCAUUUAGAAAUGAAUGAAUCAUUUGAAGAGUGUGCACGGCGCGAAGUACUCGAGGAAACCAAUAUGGAAAUCGACGACAUUGCCUUUUUGACGGCAACGAAUGAUAUCAUGGCCAGCGAACAGAAGCAUUAUGUCACUGUGUUUAUGCAGGCCACUGCAAAAGAUCCAAGCACGUUACGUGUCAUGGAGCCUCACAAGCUUGAUGGGGAGUGGCAGUGGAUUGAAUUUAAGGAUCUGAAUCAGUAUGCGCCGCUUUUUACGCCCUUGACAAAUCUCUUAAAGUCGACUCAACAUAAUGUGAUUUCCGAAGCUCUAUCCUCCAUCUGACGACUCCCUUUUCUUUUCCUUCACUCCACGAGCAUCUUCGAGACUACGUACACAACUUAAACCUGUUACUACAGCAUUUAAAUGUAUAUCCAUCUGUCCAUGCCUAUAAAAGUAGAAUCUAACAUAAAUGGUCUUUCGCAGAAUUUUUCUGUUUUUUUUUUUUU